AUGUCGGAAAUGUACCAGUCAGAUCUUCCAAGUCUCUGGACUCUAGACAUUAGAUAUGACAGGUGGUCAAGAAAAUGGAAAUCAGAAGUAAUCAAACCAGACUCACUUUAACAACGAUCAAGCAAACAGUACUUUGAAGCUUGUCAAAGGAUAUUUACGCACCACCAUGACAACGAAAAGACUGUCAGGCUUGGUUCUGAGGAACAUUCACUACAAAAAGCCCGUUGACUACGAUGCUGUGGUUCAGCUUUUUGCGGAAAGAUACCCCCGAAUAAUGCUUCUUGUUGAUCCCGUCUUUGAUGAAACACAAAAUUGA
Porites evermanni is the source of this 316-nucleotide messenger RNA. The record is from the annotation of a GenBank genome assembly. Lineage: Eukaryota; Metazoa; Cnidaria; Anthozoa; Scleractinia; Poritidae.